This is a messenger RNA of Rotaria sp. Silwood2, 1092 nucleotides long. Lineage: Eukaryota; Metazoa; Rotifera; Eurotatoria; Philodinida; Philodinidae. The record is from the annotation of a GenBank genome assembly.
UGUACAAACCGUUCAACUAAAAUAAUCUAAUGAUAUAAGUGCUUAUUCUAUACUUUUUCAGAGUCUUGCGUAAACUUACUAAAUUAGAUUUUCAGUAUCUCAUUCCAUUAAAUUAAAAAUUAUCAUUUCCUUGGUGCCUCAUCUCGUCUUAUUAAGUAUAUUGAUAUGUUAACCAAUUCGUAUGCCAAAUUGCUAAAUUAAUGGCACCAUUGACACCAUUUAUUGCUGAACAUAUGUAUUAAAGGUCAAGAAAAUUAAUGCCACAAUCAUUAUUAUCUUCUGAACAAGAAUUAAGUGUUUACUUUCAAAUGAUUCUAAAAUCAUGGUUUGUUAUUUUCUUUUUUCAAUGUUGAAGAAAAUACAGAACAAAAUUUUCUUUAGUCAUUCAUGGGUGAAUAAACCUAUUCAACAUGCUGUAACCGCUGUACAUACAGUAAUUAGAUUAGACCAAGCUGUACGAAAAGAAAAAGCUGUUUCAAUGAGAGUAGAUUUAAUUGAAGUAUUUACGUAUAAAUAUUAAGCAUGGAAUUAUUUUUUUAAUAUCUAUUACUAGAAUUUAUUGUCGUACAUAAAGAUCCAUCCAUAUUAACAGAUGUUGCAUCAUUAAAAGAUUUUGUUCGAGAAAAUUUAAAGACAUGUAAAGUAACAUUAUCUCAAGAUCCUGAACUUUAUGAUGUUGAAAUGUGUGCUGAACCAAGUUAUCCAAUAUUAGGCAAAAAGGCUGUUGUAAUAAUUGAAUCUGAAGAUGUGCAUAUUAUUUAUCGUGUAGCGAUCCAAACACGAUUUGAAAUUACUGUUGAACAACGACUUGAGUAUCUUGCAAACUUUUGUACUGAAGAAUUGCAUAAUAUCGAAAGAGAAUUUCCAAAUGAUUAUAUAAAAUUAAAUGUUCGACAAAAUCAAUUUUAUGCACCACAAUAUUUAAAAAAUGAAAUUCAAAAUACUAUAAUAAAUUUAUUAUCUAAUUUACAAACAACUACGUUCAAAAGUAUAGAAUUAUAUUAUGAUAUUGCUGAUAAAUUAUAUUUAAAUAUAAAAAAUAUUGCUCAACAAAAUCGUUGUUAUUGUGAAUUAAAAUUAAAAAAAAAUUAA